AAAAAAUCACUUUGGUAAGAGAAGUUACCAUCAUCAUCUUCUUCUUCUUCUUCAACAUUUGCAACACUAUAAUAUGGAAACAGAUUCACUAUUGCCUAAGCCAACAUACGGUGGCAUAAAGAGGUACUUUAGAAGACGGCGCUACCAACGCCUCGACAGCGGUGGCGCCGCCACCUUCGCCGGUGAAAGGAAGACGAAGACGAUUAGGUUAAGAAGAAGCCCACACCGGCAAUGGAGGAUUAAGGCAGUUCCAAAACUGACAUGGAUGGUUAGGUCACCUUUGAAGAUGUUUGCAAAGCUCAAAAAUGCUUACAUGAACUUCAUGUUGAAAUCUAUGAACACCGACAACAUGUUUGGAAACAAAAAGACUCUCAAGAUUGAUCGUCAAACGUCUAAGGUUUACAAGAAUGAUGCGUUCGAGGCUAGGCUCAUUUUCGAGAUUUCCAAGGCCUUGGUUGCGUCUCAUGAAUUAUAUCCCAUGAAAUAAUCGUUUAUUUUCUUUGUUUAGUUUUUUCGAUUUUUUCUUCCUAAAUUUCUUGUGUGAUUACAAAAAAUGUUAAAGAAUCACCAAAAAUCUGUAUUUAAUUCUUGUUAUUUUGACUCUCCGUCG
Molecule: messenger RNA, 610 nt
Organism: Vigna umbellata (rice bean)
Lineage: Eukaryota; Viridiplantae; Streptophyta; Magnoliopsida; Fabales; Fabaceae
Source: RefSeq, a predicted model, not a curated record